Molecule: messenger RNA, 3028 nt
Organism: Podospora bellae-mahoneyi
Lineage: Eukaryota; Fungi; Ascomycota; Sordariomycetes; Sordariales; Podosporaceae
Exons: 2
Coding region: 1-2595 (864 amino acids)
Source: RefSeq, a predicted model, not a curated record
AUGAGUACUAAAGAUGGGAGAGGUAUGGACCGAUCACCACCAGCUGGGUCAAUUGCAAGGGCGAGGGAGCGUGCCGCUGCUGGGUUACCGAGGCAGGAAAGGUCGCCACCAAGGUCAAGGCGAGGGGCAGCUGAUGAGGAACCGCAAAUCUCAAGACCAUCGAGACCACAAGCACCACCAGGACUACAGACGAAGGAUGGGAAUAUCGGCGUGGCGAUCUCCCGCCCGACACAGGUUCCACAAUGGCCCCUGGCAGGCGGUCCUAUUAUAGCUCCCUCGAGUGCCAGCGGUGAACCGUAUCGACCACCGCCGGGCAAGUCGCAGCCGCCGCAACGACCUCCGCGUCCGAGCCGAGUGCCCUCGAUAUUGGACGGCUCCAAGGUGCAGGAUCCCACGCCGGUAUUCCAGUAUCGCCCGCGACCCGGAAGAGAACCCUCGGGCCAGGAGUUGCUACCCGUGCCAGAAACGCCGUCCUCGGUGUCCCGAGCAUCAACACAAUCUUCAAUAGCGUCCAUACCUGACUUCCCCAUCCCAGCCCAGAUUCCACCAGGACCACCGAGACGAAGCGUCAACCUCGGACCGCCGCCCUCUGCGCGACGUGGUGUUUCGUCUUUCUACUCCAAUGUAUCAUACGUUUCACCUAUUCCCGAAGAGAGCCCUCGCUCUCGAUCACAUACAUCUUUUGCCUCGAGCGCUGCGAUACCUGAUGGCUGGGACACACCAUCACCCGGACCCAGUCCUCAGUACCCGGAAGCCUUUUACGACGACACUAUCCUGGAGGAGGCCGGUCCUUUUGGUGAUGAGGAGGAGAGUCGGUUGGUACGAAACGCUAGUGUCGGAAAACGAGCGAAGCCAACUCUCGUGGGAACCGUAGUGGCUCCUGGCCCGCAACAGGAAGAUCAAAACAGGAGGCCGGAGCCAAGGCCACUGCAAGGCGGGCCAUUUGACGAGGGUACAGGUUACGUGGACUAUUCGAGUUCUUCCAGCACGAUUCCAGCUUCAGCGAGGUUGCCUAUCGGCGCGGCAGUCACUCGGGAUUCUGUGAUCAAUGCCUUGUCCUCGGCAAGUGCGGAUGAUCCGUCGACCACACCGGCACAGCGAGAAGAAAAAACACCAUCUCCACAAGAAACUCUAGAACCUAGACAAUACAGCCGGCUGUCGGCCAUUCGAAGACCGCCACGGUUGGAUAUGGAUGCUGUACGAAAGGCCGAGGCGAGGGGGAGCUUGACGAGUUUGCCAGAAUUGAUCAGACGGGCGACGAAACUAGCUGCGAGUUUGGAAAAGGGCAAGAGACCGGCGAGUCGGUUCGAUGACCUGGACUAUUCGGGUUCGGAGGGAUAUGGAGUUCGCAAUGAGAAGCAUCAAUCCGGGCUCUCGGACAUGCUCGCAGCCUUCCCACCACCCGCCCAACCAGGAGCAAGCAGCAGCCGUCGCAGUAUCCGCAACAGCAUACGAGACCAUGUUCAGUCAUGGCCAUUGCCGAUGAACACACGCUCCAACAACACAUCGCGGGAAGCCAACGGCCCUGACAGCGACCCUGACAAUCCGGACAAGAAGCAGAACCGCCGGUGCUGUGGGCUCCCUCUUUGGGGGUUUAUCGUGGUAAUGAUUGUCAUUCUGGUCAUCAUGGCCGCCGCUAUCAUUAUCCCGAUCGAGUUCUUCGUCAUCCGCAGGCAAAACAACGGCAACGACGCUCAGGCCUCGAUACAACAAUGUCAAGAGCAGUUGACAUGCGCCAACGGGGGCACCAACGUCUUCAACGACGGAAUUUGCUCCUGCAUCUGCACCGGCGGCUUCACCGGCUUCGACUGCACCACCGCUCCAUCACCAGGCUGCACCACCUUUACUCUCUCCAGCCCGGAGAACAUGUCCAAUGUUACCGUAGGGGACGCCAUCCCACGACUUAUCCAGCAAGCCCAGAGUAAUUUUUCCAUUCCGUUGGAUGGGGAGCAGGUCAUCGCCAAGCUUAACUCGGCCAACAUGUCCUGCACGGCGACCAACGCCCUGGUGACCUUUGACGGCAGUGCCGUCCGCCAAAGCAGUGCGGCUGCUCUGGCGCAGGUUAAUGAUGUCAACGUCAACGCGGUGGUGAUCGAUGGGGUGUUUUGGACUACGAUUACAAUUCUCGCAGGGCAGUUCACCACCAUCACGAUCGAUGCUCAGAAUCCCUUGGGGACUCCCACCGGUACCGUCCGGCAGGGGGGAUCUACGGUGUUAUCAACGGGGACGGGAACGUCAAUAAGACCAACACUGACAGUCACACCAACUGUCACCCGGACGGUUACCACGACGAUCCCGCUGAGUUCAGGGCAGACAACGGUGCCUACGCCGACGCCGACGCCGGGGUUCAAGGUCACGGAGGAUGUGCUGGAUUUUGCGAGGGUGGUGGUGCUGUUUGUGCUGCAGGAGGAGAGCUUGAGGGGGGCGGAGGGGGUGCAGGUUGCGUUGCAGAAUUUGUUUAGCAGGACUAGCCCGGUCGUGAGCGUGGAAGAGGCGAGGAACGUGACUGUUGGAGGGGGGUGGAGUGUGGAUUUGGUGGAUUGGAGGGUUGAUCUUGGAAAAGGGGUGGUAGGGGGGACGCAUGAGGAUGGAUAAGGGUGCGGGGGUGGGGAAUAUUUGGGUUUCUAUGCUAUAAUGCCGGGAGCGAUCUUGUUUUACUAUGUGGGUGUCAAGUUCAAAGGGGGAGGUGGCAGGGAAUCAAGGCCUAGGACCUUUUAUGUGAGGAGCGUGGUUACUUGAUCGAGAGGAGUAUCAGGGAGUUUGGGGAGAGGCGAGAAGACUGAAAAGCUGUUGUACAAUACCAACCAACCUUGGAGAGAAAGCUUUUCACAGCGAGCUUGUUUUUCAUAAUCCUGCCGUUCUUUAUCUAGGUGGCGGGGGGCGUCUUGGAGAUAUGGAGUUGGAGUUGCGAGAAGGUUUGGGGAGCAAGAGAAGAAAUCUGCAGAUAUGUCUGAUACCAGACCGUUGGGGAUAUUUACGCCCUGAAUUAAUGUUGAUUUAUACAGAAUUGCUUGAUUGUCGUUUACAU